UACAUGAUGCACAACAGUGUGCGUCGCUAAGCAUGUCGUCAACUCUGAUUGGCCAGGAAGGAUCAUGUGACUGCGACGCACUACUAACAACAGCAGCAACUGGCGUCGGGGUUUUGGGGGCUCGCUGUUCGUGUCCAGUCGUGAAACCUCUCGGUCGGAGCCGCCACCUUGUCAACAUGUCUACGCCGGUACAGGACGGAAGCUCCAGUCAGCUCAAUAAGUUCGAGAAAUUGUCGUGGAGGCCCACCAGUCGAGAUUCAGGCUUUAAGACGCGGGCACGCUGGCUCCAGGCUCGGCGAAUCUUAUCCCCAGCGUUCCCCAACCUGCGUAUCCCCAACAGGUUUCUGACAGAAGGACCCUGGGUGCCCUCGGCCCGUAGCGGACACCGUUGCGUGGCAGACAGCACCCACCUGUAUAUGUUUGGUGGCUACAACCCAGACUUCGAGGAGGCGGGUGGGUUGGAAAAUGAAGACUUUCCUCUCUUCAGGGAGUUGUGGAGGUUUCAUUUCGCCACCUCCACCUGGCACCGCGUUCAAACGGAGGGUUACAUUCCCACGGAGCUAGCUUCCAUGUCAGCUGUCUUCCAUGGUAACAACCUGCUGGUGUUCGGAGGCACCGGUAUUCCCUUCGGAGAAAACAAUGGCAACGACGUCCAUGUUUGCAAUGUUAAGUACAAAAAAUGGAACUUGCUGUGCUGCAGAGGGGCAAAACCCAACAAGAUCUACGGCCAGGCCAUGGUCAUAAUAAAUGGCUGCCUGUACGUUUUUGGAGGGACGACGGGCUACCAUUACAGCACGGACCUGCACAGGCUGGACCUGACUACCAAAGAAUGGAGCCACCUCAAGCCCAACAACGUCCCCACAGAUCUACCGGAGGAGCGGUACAGACACGAGUUGGCGCAUGAUGGACGGAGGAUAUACAUUCUUGGAGGCGGGACCUCCUGGUCAUCAUAUCGUCUGGACAAGAUUCACGCAUAUAACUUGGAGACAAAUUACUGGGAGGAAAUCAUCACCAAGCCCCAUGAAAAACUAGGAUAUCCUGCUGCCCGUCGCUGUCACGGCUGUGUGCAAGUUCAGCAUGAGGUCUUUAUAUGCGGCGGCUACAACGGUCAGCUGAUUAUGGACGACUUGUGGAAGCUCCACCUCAGCACCUUUCAGUGGACCAAACUUCCUGCCAUCAUGCCAGAGCCCGCUUACUUCCACUCCGCUGCUGUCACGCCAGCGGGCUGCAUGUACAUCCACGGAGGUGUAGUGAACAUGUCCGGUAAUCGUCGUACUGCCUCGUUGUAUAAAUUGUGGCUGGUGGUGCCCAGCCUGCUGGAGCUGGCCUGGGAGAGGCUACUGAAGAUGCAGCCUCGGCUAGCUCAGCUGUCCACACCGCAGCUGCUCGGCCUGGGUCUGCCGCACACGCUCAUUCAGCGCCUCAAGUAGGAAUUGGACACGCUAAGGCGAGCGUUGCAUGGUGGACAAUCGUUUUAAAAAAAAAAAAAAAAAAAAAAAAAGGUGGGGGAUUGCAGUUCUGAAGCUUGCUGUCUCUAUUACAAUGUCUUCUAUUUCCUUUACAUAUUUGUAAACGUGUUCCGUUUUAUACAUCUAUGUUAAGAUGAACUUGUCUCUGUACACUAUACAGGCAAUUUUAAUUUGAUUUGACCAUAAUCUCAUUUUAUGGCCUUUAACUACACUUGAAAAACGUGAUGUUGGCACUGAUUUCUCUUUUUUUGUCAAACUGUUCCACACAAUUGUACAGUGUUCAUAUUUUUGUGUUGAAACAACAACAUGGGAAAGCGUGGAACUGUCUGACAAAUGUAGGAAGUUUAGUUUUUAAAUGUAACGUGCAGCUGUGAUUAUUUCAACUGAAAAUGUAAUGUUCUUUUUUUUAUGGCAUCACUGUGACUCCUAGUGCCUCUUCCCUUUUUAUUUGUUUUAAAUAUAAUUUUUCACACUUGCAGCCUCAGCAUUCUUUUUCCCCGUUUCUUGUGCCUUUUGAAUACUCUGAUUGCUCGUGAUGAUCAACUUGGUGCCGUACAGGUUACACUUUUACUAAGUUGUUUUAAACCACUGUGGUGUUUGUGUUGUUUGCUUGUUUAACCAAUUUUUUUUCUGAAUGUGUCAUGUAGAACACACUUUUUUUUUUUUAAACCGACAGCAGUACCAAUUAAAAAGCACAUUUCUUGAAACCACUGAACGUGGUUAUCUUCAGAAUAAAAAGGUAGUUUUU
Messenger RNA from Syngnathoides biaculeatus (alligator pipefish), 2217 nucleotides. Its product is annotated as kelch domain-containing protein 10-like. NCBI's taxonomy places the organism in Eukaryota, Metazoa, Chordata, Actinopteri, Syngnathiformes, Syngnathidae. Gene Ontology annotation, biological process: positive regulation of stress-activated MAPK cascade. The coding region runs from base 33 to 1430 and encodes 465 amino acids. The record is from RefSeq and is a predicted model, not a curated record. Gene Ontology annotation, molecular function: protein binding. The transcript has 11 exons.